CACACCUUGAAGGCGCUGUGCCCAUGGCGCCGAAACCGUCGCCGGCGCCUCCCACGACGGCGACGAAUGCUCAUACUCCAGCAGGAAACGGCAGCAGGCGAUCACCCGCUUCCGUAGGCAGAAAAUCAAGGGAGGCGGCGAUGAGCUUGCAGCAGCAGCGGGAGUUGCCGCGGGAAACUAACUGCACCGGCAAGGAUAGCGGCAACGCCAGCGGCAACGGCGGGGGUGGCGGCAGCAGCAAUAGCACCGACGCCCCUUUGGCGGCGCAGGGGAAGGGUGCUGAGGCUGCCAGAGCUGCAGCUGGCGCUACGGGUACUGCCGAGGCUACUGCUGCUGCGGUUGCGGCGGCGGCGGGAGACGCUGGGAGAGAUGAUGUGGCCGCCCCCGAGUGGCUGAAUCCUCUCAUGAAGACCGUGCUGCCGGACUUUCAGGGCACAAGAUACGCCCGAUCGCGGCUGAAGCAGACCUUGGCUCACGAGUGGGCUCGCCAGGAGUACCGAACCGGCAUCGCUUUGGGACAGGUUGACCGAGGCAUGACGGAGGUGGAGUUCGUUCGGAGGCGUGUGGAAGGCGGGAGCCUGUAUGCCCUGCUCGAGCAAGAGUCCAGGGACUACCUCCGCGUCGGGCCGUUCACGGACGCUGAUGUGGAGCUGCUGGGCAUGAGUUUUGCUCAGGCCCAGGCUUCCAAGGAGCUCCCCCCGCCGGCAGCAGCGCCAACGCCUGAUGUGGCGGCGGCGGCGGAGUCGGGACCCAAAUCGGCGAAGUUGGGGACGGAGAAAGCGACCAAGACGGGGCAAGAGAAGGGGGCCAAGGCGGGGAAGCAAAGCAGCGGGAAAGAUGCCGCUGCAGCAAAAGCGGGUGCUGGCGGAGAACGCGGGGUUGCCUCGUGGGCCGAUCGCCUGCGGGAUUUCCAGAUCGACAUACCCGCAUCUGCCACCUACGACGGGCUCGCUUCCGAUUCUUCCACGGGGGGUGCUGUGGACAGGACCGACGGCCAGGUAGGGGCGGAAGCCGCGCAGAAGAGUGGGAGCCAGCAAGAGGACGACCCGUCGGCGUGGGAUGGGAUCGGUGUUGACGCGGCGACGGUGAUCCGGCACAGGAGACAGUUCGACCUGCGCUGCCGGGCUUACGAGGCUUUGAAUACCGCCUCGAGAGACGAUAAGACCAACGGGCUGUUGGAGAAGACGCACAGGCUUCGCCAGGACCACGCCGCCAUCAUUGCUGCAAAGCGAGUGACGUUGGAAGGGACUCUGCAGAACGUUCGCCAACAGCUGAACGGCCGCGAGGAUCAACUGCGACAUGUGCACAUGGAGCAGCGCGGGGUCAACCCCCUCGACACCACGGUGGUCGCGGGUCUCAACGAAAGCGAGGCCGCCAUCAUGACGCGCGUCGCGGAGAAGAAGGUUCAGAUGGCGAUGAUCAUCGAUGAGGCGAACAAGGUGGUGCAGUGGGAGCAAACCGCGGAGCUGGCUAGGAGGGAGGCCAUGCAUCAUGUGGCGGACAUGCACGGACACGGGGGGGGCUUCGCGCCCGGGUCAGCGAAAGAGAGGAACGAGCUGGUGCAGUCGAUGAUGUCCCAGAAGGUCAACAUCAUGCUGCUGAGCACCUUCUGCAAGCUUCGAGGUCCCUGGUUGGCGCCGUCUGGAUACGUGCGGGGGAACCGCUCGGUCUCUGAUGAUGCCGCUGGUUCUGCCGUAGCCGCCGCGGAAGAAAAAGGAGCCGACCCUGACCCACGCACCGCGGUGGUGUCGUCACCAAACCUCAGCGUAAACACCGCUGAAAACACUGCGGCCGCCGCCGCUGCUGAUGACAAGCAAGGCGAGCGUCCUCCCUCAGGCGGAAAAGAUGACAGCGGGAGUGGCGGCGUAGGGGAGCCUAAGUCAAACAGCAGCAGCCCGGCGAGUGCCGCUGGCGGAAUCGAUGGGGCGGGCUCGGGGCCAGCGGCCGGGGCAGGGGCGAGGAUAGAGGCGAAACCGGAGAAAAGACAAAUUAAGCUAAGGCUCUUGCCGCCGUCAGAGGCAGGGCCGAAGGAAGAGAAGGGUGAUGGAGAUCCCGGUCAAGACGCUCAUGGCCAGCAGGCUGGACAGCAAGCAGAGGGAGGGAGGGAUGCUGGUGCGGCGUGCACAGGACCGAGUUAUACCAUGGCAGCGGAAGGGACUGCAUCGCGAGCGGGCGACAGCAGCGGUGAUGGAUCUUCUUCGAUGGCUGCGGUGAUGGCUAUGGGGGGUAAGGAGGCCGCCAUGGCUAGCUUGGCGGGCGCGCGAGGUACGGGAAGUGUACGAGAACAAGACGGAGUUCAUGCUGGUAGCAAGGGGGGUGGCGGUCCCGCUCCAAUGGACGCCACGGCGUCGACCGGAACUGGGAAUGAGGGUGGAGACCGGGAACAAGAAGCCGACCCCAAGCCAAAAGCCCAGGACACCUCUUCUCGGGCUCGACGGGGGUCUCCGUCGCCCGCUGAGGGUGGCAUGGACAAGGAGGGGGCUGGUGCCGGCUCGCACUCUCCUCAACAUCCACCACCACCAGCAGACGCGGGUAGUUUGAGGUUAAGUAAGGGUGGCGGUGGAGUUGGUGAAGAUGUAUCCAAAGGAAGCAACGGGAUGGAUGUGGACACCGUGUAGGUCCAGAGUUAAACGUUGAGGCGAGUGAGCGUUCAUGUGUAGUGGUUGGGCAGGAGAGGUGUUUAGGAGAGCCGAUGGAUUAUUUUCCAGAGACGCGAGUAACAGACCGAGGAAGCAAAGGCUUACUCUGGGCACGGCAUGCCCGUAGACUUGACUCAUGUCAUAGCAUGAAUGUUGGGCGAAUCAUGUUGUGCGUGAACCUUGCCGUGAUAUUCAGGCGGUGCGACUCUAGAAUUAGGGCCUGCAACUACAAGGUACGGAUGUAUGUUGGUGGUAGUUCUUGCGCGUAAAGUACGCGCAUCACGGAUGAUGAUGCUUUCAGUGACAAACACACUGUGACCAGAGAGAGGAAUGGGGGAGCGUCUGGAAAGAUACAGGGUGCAAUUGCUGCCGUCUGCAU
Messenger RNA from Ectocarpus sp. CCAP 1310/34, 3018 nucleotides. Lineage: Eukaryota; Phaeophyceae; Ectocarpales; Ectocarpaceae. The record is from the annotation of a GenBank genome assembly.